ACCAAAAUAUUGUUGGGACAACGAAGUUCUCUACUGCCAGACAGGACACUCAUGUCUGGGUGUAACAGAGAUCCUCCAGGUGACCCCUAUGUCAGCUGCAAUAGCAAGUUCGUUGCUGAAGGAAAGUCACUGGAGUGUGUCUGCGAGGCUCGUUUUCCUGACAGUCGACCUGAUGACUUCUCACUGACAUGGCCGCCAUACUCCGACAACAACACGAUGAAAGUGAUGAAAGUAACACGUCAUGAUCACAGUAAGGUCUUCACCUGUCUAAUGACAUGGUGUGGACAUCAGAGGACCACAAACUACACACUGCUCGUGGCCUAUGGCCCAGAAAGCGUGCACACAAUGAUAUAUGGUCCCAAAUCAUUCCUCACUGAUGGGACAUCGAGUCUUAAUUUAACCUGCCUGGCGACUGAGGUGUACCCUGCUCCACGAUAUACCUGGGAGGAUCGCACGUGUCAGAAUAAUGACUCUGACCAAGGGACAUGUGAAGUGAAGCCAACACCACCAGGUGAUGAUGGACGACAAGUUGAGUGCACAGCGAGAAGCAGUGCAGGUGAUUACAAUGUGGCUAGAGCAAGGUACAGGUUAGACCUCACAUAUCCACCACCACAACCACCUUACAUUAACAUCAACAAUCAGACAGUAGGAGACGGCGAUGUCAUUCACUGCAUUGUGUCGGGAGGAAAGCCGUUAGUGACGUCAGUCAUCUUCACCUGUUUGACUGACCCCCCACACCAGGAUCAGCCAGACAUCAGGACACCAUCAUCAGUGUUCAGUUCCUUGGUGAUUGACAGUGCUAAGGUCAAAGAGAAUAUUACUGAGUGUGUCUGUCAUGCUGUCUGGACCCCGAAAGAAGAAUGGUAUUCAAACAGUACAUCUGUCUUCCUCUUCAUUCAAACACAGGAAAAAGAUGAUUCAUCUUUCCAAGCGAUUAUUUUUGGAGCAUCUGGAGGAUGUGGUGCUCUGUUUAUUGUCCUCAUCAUUAUCAUCAUUGUCCUCGCCAGAAGUAAGACCCGCAGGAAAGGUGAACAAGAGUUUUAUUAUAAUUUCCCUCACUACCAUAUUUAAAUUAAAUUAGUCAAAUUUUGUAUUUAUUACAUACCUUCAACAGUUCCACACUCGAAAAGGUAUAUGCUGGCUGUACAUGUCAAUAGUCAGGUACACAUCGAUAAACAACAACACAGAUGACAACAACAAUAUAAUCUUAUGCCGCGUUUCUCCGCGAGUAGAAUUAUUAUCUCGGCCGCUUUCCAUUUAGUUCUUACAACAAAAGAAACAUCAGGCAAUUUCGCUGCCCUGUAAUGUCUCAACUGAGAAUGAUGUUGUAUCCUUAUGAAUGAAUUAAGUUAUGUUUGUUUGAAAUUAUGAGUUAUUUCUUUUUUAUAAUUAAUAAUAAAUGUGUUUAAUUACCUCAUUACUACCAAUGUUGAAAUAAAAUUCAUGUUUUUUAUCAACUCACCUCUUGCUUUUGCUGAUAUGUGUAACCUUUUCUUCAGGCUGCAUUGGUAGACCAAUGUUCCAUGAUUUAUUAUGUAAGCUGGCGAUUCUUUAUUUAGUUUGGGUACAUUUGCUGAUAAUCAAAUAAUGUUAAAACUGGAGACCAGAAAGUAUUAGACACUUUGCCAGCUAACCCUUCCUCCAUUACUAUUUGUUUUCCAGGUGAGUAAAAUCAGGUUAAUCUCAUAAACUUACAAAAAUGAGAAGCUGAUGCUGCCUCUUCUGGUUGCUACCGAUUAUUAGGAUAUCCCUCCAAGACCUUUCCAGUAUGACUGUAGUUGAAUUAACUAUAUUUGAUUUAUUGUUAAAUUAUUUGAUUUUAUUGCUUAAAAAGCAUGAGAUGUAAGGGGUGUUGUGUUAAUGAUCAGCAGGAACAUUUGUGAUGCCUAGAAGGUGCUGCCAGACUACCUCCAUUCCCCAACGACCCGCUUAAAUAAAUAGUCUGUCGAAAAUGGACGAUAGAAAUAUUUUACUUAUUUUUGGAUUUAUAUGUCUAAUGGUCAGGCUGCUUUCCUUAGGAGUUCGACUGCUUUGAACAUUAACUAGUGGAUGCAAAAACUGUUUUAAAGUUUCAGAAUGGUGAGUUCAAAAACCGUUUAGGUAAGUUAAAAAUAUGCCUUUCGCUUACUCUAACCCUGACUUUAGCGCCUUCUGGUGGCUGUAUUUAAAAUAUUUUUUAAUUAAUUUGUUUACUUGUACUCUUCAACUAUUUUAGCUACGUGAUAAUAAUUUUUAUUAAUUGGUUCAAACUUGGAACGCAUCUAAGAAUAAGCUGCAGUAAACAUGUAAGAAUGCAUUAACAUAUAUCCACUCAGAAUGGUUAGUUGGGUGGAUGAUCACACUCUACAAAAGAAAACAUAAACCAUUAGUUCUUUCUUGCGAAACGAUUGGCAAAGAAAAAUGGGUUUGUUUAGUAAAUGUUGUGAAGAGAAAGAGAUAAAUGUCCAGACAGAAUAGUUAAACACGUAGCAGGUUUACUAAAAUAAUUUCCUUAUACAGGAUUUCGUCUGAUUGCUGAGAUUCUUCAUCCGUUUUCCCAAUUAAUUACACGAGAAACAUUCUUCAUGUUUGGGAGAAACAGUAUCGCCGCUACAAUGAAGUACUUCGCUACAUGAGUUCAAGUGGACAUUCUGGUGAUUUCUGUGUGAUUUGACUUAAGGAAAUUGCCAUCUACCAUUAGUUAUAAAGUGUAGUAACUCUUUAUGUUACUGAUAAUCUUAUUUUAAACCCAGCACCGCCGUCUUUUUAAGUGAAUAGGAAAAGGGUUACUAAAAUCAUUGGAUUCCACUUUUCUCUUCCAAGCUCAUUUUUUUUUUUAUCUCAAUAAAACUUUUUCAUGAUUAUGUUCUUGGUCUCUAUAGUAAUUCUACAUUAUGUUGGUUGUGUGUUCGCACAAGGACGAGAGUUGGUGUUUGGCAAGUGUGUAUUGUCUGCUAUGUGAUAAUGAUAGUGUGCUAUUACUAUAAUAUUUUAUCACAUUAGAGGGUCGGUCAUCUUUCCGCUGUGGAUCACCUGGCAUGUCGUGAG
Pomacea canaliculata is the source of this 3027-nucleotide messenger RNA. RefSeq lists its product as uncharacterized. Bases 52 to 1071 code for a protein of 339 amino acids. The record is from RefSeq and is a predicted model, not a curated record. NCBI's taxonomy places the organism in Eukaryota, Metazoa, Mollusca, Gastropoda, Architaenioglossa, Ampullariidae. The transcript is spliced from 5 exons.